This is a messenger RNA of Rhopalosiphum padi (bird cherry-oat aphid), 939 nucleotides long. RefSeq names its product zinc finger BED domain-containing protein 5-like. Lineage: Eukaryota; Metazoa; Arthropoda; Insecta; Hemiptera; Aphididae. The transcript has 5 exons. Bases 1 to 939 code for a protein of 312 amino acids. The record is from RefSeq and is a predicted model, not a curated record.
AUGAAUUGCAAAAUUCACAGAGAAGCUCUCGCUUCAAAAUCUAUCAGCCCAUCUUUUGAUGAGGUAUUGCAAUCAACUAUUAAAAUCGUUAACUUCAUCAAAAUUCGUUCGUUGAAAUCCAGAUGUUUCGAACAAAUGUGUGUUGAUAUGGGAGCUGAGCACACUUCCUUACUUUACUAUUGCAAUUCUCGAUGGCUUUCACGUGGAAAUGUAGUGGCAAGACUAAAUAUAUUAAAUAAAUCGUUACAAGGAAAUGAAACUCACAUUUUUGAGCUUCUUGAUAAAAUUACGGCUUUCCAAAGAAAAUUAGUUGUAUGGAAGACUAAAAUAGAAGACAACACUUUUAAUGACUGCUUUCCUAUGCUUCAUACAUUUCUAAAAGAAAAUGAUAUGAACUUGAAUGAGAUCGUCAAAAAUCCCUUUAGUGCUGACCUUCCAACAAAUUUGUCAUCUAUUGAACAAGAACAGUGGAUCGAUGUAACAUCAGAUUCCACAAUGAAGUCCAUGUUUGGAUCAUCGUCGUUAACACAAUUUUGGACGCAUUUGAAACUACAAUACAGCAAAUUGGCCACCAAAGCUUUGAAAAAUUUAACACCUUUUGCAACUUUGUACCUCUGUGAGACCGGGUUUUCUGCGUUAGCUUUCUCUGUAACGGUUGCAAGGCUGCAACAGUCCGACAGUGUUGCCAUGUUCAUAUUGGGACGGGUACAGAUUUCCGAUUUUACAACUGAUAACAGCGAACUUCAUAAGAACAAAAAAAAAGCUAAUGCGCCUAAUGCAGAACAAUUGCAGUUUAGCUACCACGCGAAUUCCUCCAAAAAUCCACUGGCCUUCUACUCGAUGGCCACGAUGUUUGAAAAGCCAAACAUACUUCAGUGUUUGAACAAUGGUGUUUCAUUGCCAGAACUAGAAGACACUAGACAGUAUAAUGCAUAUUAA